GCCACAAUGAAACAACACAUUAGUUCCCGAACAUUCCCGAUUCAAAUCAAUCAAACAAAUUCCCCAGAUAUUUUCUUCCUCCACGUUCCAUUUUCUUUAUAUAUUACCCUCUGCUCGCCUCUUCAUGUUCAAUCCAUUUCAUGCUUGGAUUAACACCAUCAUCGGUUUUAAGUUUUCAGCGCUGAUUCUUAAAUAUCUGGUUGUUUUUCUGUUGGGAAAUAAAAGUUGGGUCGGUGAUGAUGGAGGGGGAACCUGCUUUACCUUCUUAUUAUAACGUUCUGGGGGUCAAGGUUGAUGCUUCUAUUCAAGAUAUAAAGCGUGCUUAUCGAAAGCUUGCAAUGCAAUGGCAUCCAGAUAGGUGGACGAGAACACCUUCUCUAUUGAGUGAAGCUAAGCAUAAAUUCCAGCAAAUUCAAGAAGCCUAUUCGGUUUUAUCAGACCAGAGGAAGAGAACUCUGUACGAUGCUGGGUUAUAUGAUCCUGAAGAUGAAGAGGAUGAGGGUUUUUCUGAUUUUAUGGAGGAAAUGAUCUCUCUCAUGUCUCAAACGAGGAAAGAGGAGAAAGUUUGCAGCCUGGAGGAGUUGCAGAAAAUGCUAUGGGAUAUGGCACAAGGAUUUGAAUCACCGUCAUGGUUCUGUGGGCCGAUUGAAGAGGGUGGGAGCUCAAAGAGGACAAAAUGGGAUUCAAGUGGAAUGAGUGAUAGACCCGGAGGUUUGGGAGUAACAGGGUUCAAUAUGUAUGAAACCAGAAGUUAUUGAAACAUUAUCAUUGUAUUGAUCUCGAAAGCCAUUGGAGCUUCUGGAACGUUUGGAAACACAACCCUGAAUGAAUGGGGAUGGGAUGGUCACACUUGUUGGAUAUUAGUGAGGGAUGUGCUAGUAUUUUUGGGAUUUGGAUCUUCAGUUUUGGCAUGGCAAGAUCAGAUUGCUUGGGCAUCUAACACUCCUCAUCUUUGGUGCAAUUUCAUUAAUUGUAGUUUAACCAAAUGAGAAGGGGAAGCCUUUUUUUUAAUCUUCCGAAAUUGGUUUCUUGAGAAAAAUGGUUGUUUGUAGAGUGUAGUUAAUAAGUGUUUCUCCACAGGUUUGAACGGUUGUAUGAGCUUUUGCAUUCAAGUGUAAAGGCGGACUGCAAGGUUUUAUGCAUUGGAACUUGGAUGUGGUAUGAUCUUCAAUCUGUUGUGGACAUCCAUAAUAUUAAGAAGAGAUGCUUAAAUUUAUCCUUUUUUUUAACCCAAUAUUUAUUUUGUAAAUACAUAAAUGACUAACAUUUUCUAUUUUUAA
Messenger RNA from Gossypium raimondii (Peruvian cotton), 1280 nucleotides. RefSeq lists its product as uncharacterized. The record is from RefSeq and is a predicted model, not a curated record. The coding region runs from base 237 to 758 and encodes 173 amino acids. NCBI's taxonomy places the organism in Eukaryota, Viridiplantae, Streptophyta, Magnoliopsida, Malvales, Malvaceae. The transcript is spliced from 5 exons.